Penicillium coprophilum is the source of this 5079-nucleotide messenger RNA. Its product is annotated as PT repeat family protein. The coding region runs from base 1 to 5079 and encodes 1692 amino acids. The transcript has a single exon. The record is from RefSeq and is a predicted model, not a curated record. Lineage: Eukaryota; Fungi; Ascomycota; Eurotiomycetes; Eurotiales; Aspergillaceae.
AUGGCCAGCGUGCAAGAGCCUAUUCUCCCGGAAAGCCAUGCGCUGCCCACAGAUGGCCCAGUUGAGCCCAUUUCAAAGUCUGCCGAUGCAACGGAGGCCGAACUGAGCGAAUCCACGGCCACUUUGGUUGAGCCCGACUCCACACAACAAUCCAACGAUGCAACCCAACCAGAGGUCCCAAUGACCGCCGCCGAAAAGAAGAAGGCCAAGAAGGCUAGGAAGAAGCAGCAAAAGAGACAGGAGAGUAUUAGCUCCCUGGCUGUGGAAGCUGAAAAGACUUCCGAAACUCCAAAGGAUACUGCCACUACUGAGACUAAAACUGCAGAGCCUGCAGUUGAGGAAUCAGCAGUCGAGGCUCCCAAGGAAGCGGAAUCCGCUGCCGAGCCAGUAGUUGAGGAAAAAACUGCAAUUGAACCAACGGAAGAAUCUCAGUCUGCUGAGAAGGCGGUCGAUACUACCGAAGCGCCAGUGCUUGAGGAAAAGCCUGUCGCUGAAGCUACCCCCGAGGUUGCUGAGAAGGUUGCCGAGGAGAAGCCUGCAGCUGAAUCGACCACUGCUGAAUCCGAACCUGCCGAAAAGGUCGACGAGCCCGCCACAGAAGAAUCGAAGACUGCUGAGGUCGUUCCGGAAACCGUCGCAGAGCCUAUCGAAGAAUCCAAGGCCGUGGAAGAGGCCAAGCCCACCAAGGAAGAGCCCCAGACCGCCGAGGCCGUUCCUGAAGUCCCUGCGGAGCCGAUCACCGAAGAGACACCUGCUGCGGAAGAUAUCAAGACCGUCGAGGAGGUAGCUAAGCCCAUUGAGGAGAAGCCUGUCGAAGAAAAGGCUACCGAGGUUGUCCCCGAAACUGCCGCUGAGCCUGCCGUCGAGCAGCCUGCUGCUGAAGCCGUGGAAGAACCCAAGGCCGCGGAGGACAUCGCUGAGCCCGCCAAGGAAGAGUCAGGACACGCCAAGUCCUUUGCGGAAGCUGUCGCUGAACCGGUCGAGGAGACCCCCGCCGAAGCUGCCGUGGAAGAAUCCAAGACUGCCGAGGUUACCCCUGAGGCUGUUGUGGAAGAGAAGGCCACCGAGGCCGUUCCUGAACCCACCGAACCCGCCGUGCAGGAGACACCCGCUGCUGAACCAACCGUGGAAGAAAAGACCGUGGAAGCUGUUCCUGAGAUCGCCCAGGUGGCGCCCGCCGUUGAAGAAUCCAAGGCUACGGAGGAGGUUGCCGAGCCCACCCCCGCUGAAGCUGCUAAGGAAGAAAAAGCCACCGAGGCUGUCGCAGAGCCUAUCGAAGAGACCCCGGCCGUGACAAAGUCCAAGACCGAAGAGGCUGUUCCCGAAAUCGCCAAGGAAACGCCCACCGAAGAACCCAAGCCUGAGGUUGCAGAGCCAAUCGCCGAGGAGAAGCCGAUCACCGAAGAAAGUCCUGUUGAGGCCGCUCCUGAAGCUCUCGCAGAGUCUAUCGAAGACACUCCCGCCGUGGAAGAAUCUAAGACCGAGGAAGUUGCUGAGCCCGCCACCAAGGAAAAGGCUGUCGAGGCUGUAUCAGAAACCCCUGCCACCGAAGCUGUUCAGGAAUCGAAGCCUGUCGAGGCUGUCUCGAAAACUGUCCCAGAGCCUGCUGUUGAGGAGACUUCUGCUGUGGAAGAAUCAAAGGCCGAGGAUGCUAAGCCUGCCACCGAAGAGAAGGUCGACGAAACCGUUUCUGAAACUCCCGCUGUCGAAGAAGUUAAGGCCGCUGAAGUUGCUGAACCUACUACUGAGGAAAAAGCCGUGGAGGUCACUCCUGAACCCGUCGCAGAGCCUAUCGUCGAAGAAGCCCCCGCCGCUGCAGCUGCUGUGGGAGAAUCAAACCCUAUUGAGGCUGCCUCUGAAACCGCCCAGGAAACUCCCGCAAUUGAGGAAUCCAAGGCCGAAGAGGUUGCUAAGCCCGCUGCUGAAGAAAAGGUCGAACCUGUUUCUGAGACGCCCGCAGUUGAGGAGGCUGCCGCACCUAUCACCGAGGAAAAGCCUAUUGAGCCCGCCACUGAAGAGUCUGAGCCUGCCAAGUCCUUUGCUGAAGCGGUCGCUGAGCCAGUUGUCGAGGAGACUCCCGCCGCUGAAGCUCUGGUGGAAGAAUCUAAGCCUGUUGAUGCUGCUCCUGAAACUGCCCAGGAGACUCCCGUAGUCGAGGAAUCCAAGGCUGAGGAGGUCGCUAAGCCCGCUGCUGAAGAAAACGUCGAGCCUGUCUCUGAGACUCCUGCCGUCGAGGAAUCCAAGGUUGAAGAGGCUGCUAAGCCUGCUGUUGAAGAAAAGGUCGAGGCUGUUUCUGAGACACCCGCAGUUGAGGAGGCUGCCGCGCCUAUCACCGAGCAAAAGCCUAUUGAGCCCGCCACUGAAGAGCCUGAGCCUGCCAAGUCCUUUGCUGAAGCGGUCGCUGAGCCAGUUGUCGAGGAGACGCCCGCCGUUGAAGAAUUCAAGACUGUCGAGGCUGUUCCUGAACCUGUCAAGGAUACCCCCGCCACCGAAACAGCUGUGGAAGAGUCCAAGCCUGUUGAGGAGCCAGUGACCGAGCCGGCUGUCCAGGAACCCGCUGUUGAGGCAGAGGCUGCUCCAGAGAUCACUCCAGAGGCAACUGCUGUGGAACCAACUGUUGAGGUUCCCGAGCCUAAGGAGGAGGUCAUUCCUGAGCCCACCAAAGUGGUGGCUGAGGAGGCUCCUGUUGCGCAGCCCGCCACUCAAGAACCGACUGCUGAACCUGCCAAGGAGACCAAGGCUGUCGAGCCCGUUCCGGAGAAGACCGUUGAUGCUGCCGAGGAGGCUGUCGUCGAGGAGACUACCAAGGCCGCUGCUACGGAGACUACCACCGCCGAGCCCGCCGCCGAAGCAGUUGAAGAGCCUGCUGCCGCGGUCGCCGAGGAUGCUACCACUGAGCAGGCCGAGGAGGCUACCAAGGUCGAGUCUGUCGAAGAGCCCACCGAGAAGGUAAAGGCAGACGAACCAGUUGUAGAGGAGCCUGUGGCUGAAACUACCAAGGACUUGACCCCCGAAGAGUCCCCCGCUGUUCCCGAAGCCGCUGAAGCUGCUGCUGUUGAGACUGCCUCUAUUCCCGAGGAGGCUGCUGCCGCCGCUGCCAUCCCCGAAGAAACUCCCACCGUUCCUGAGACCACUAAAGCUGCCGCCAGCGAGACUGCCGCCAUUCCCGAGGCUGCUGCUGCUGCUGCCAUUACUGAGAAGUCUCCUUCUGUCCCAGAGGCUGCCGCCGCCAUCGUCGAGGAAAACGCUACCUCUACUGAGUCUGUGCAAGAAUCAGUGCAGGAGGCUAUUCCUGCUGAGACUGCCAAGGAAGUCGCUGUUGAGGAGCCAGAAGCUAUUAAGGCCGAGGAGGUCACUGAGAAGACUCCCGAAGAGCCUGUCGCUGAGAAGGCCGUCGAGGAGUCCGUUACCGAGACCGCCACCCCAGAGCCGGCAGUCAAGGAUACUCCCGCUGCCGAGGAGACUCUUGUUGAAGAGUCUGCUAAGGAAGUUGCCGUCGAGGAGCCCAUCAAGCCUUCCACCGAGGCUCCUGCUGUUGAGGUCGAGGAGAAGCAGCCCGAAAAUGAGGCUGUUGCUGAGCCAGUUGUCCCUGAACAAACUGAGACUGCUGCCCCUGUUGAAGAACCUGUUUCCCAGGAUGCUAAGCCUGUUGCCACUGAAGAGAAGGUUGUGGAUGAGCCAGUCGCCGUGGCAGAGACUGUUGAAGCUGCUGCUACCCCUGAGCCUGUGGCUGAAACUGAGGCUAAGGCUGAGCCCAUUAUUGCCGAGCCCGCUGUUGCUGAAGCUUCUGCUGUCGAGGAAAAGGCUAUCGAUGAGCCUGCUGCUGCUAUUGAGACUGCUGCCGAGCCCACUGCUGAGCCUGUUUCUGAACAGACUUCUGAGGUGGCCCCCGUUGUCGAAGAGCCUGCUACUAAGGCAGUAGCUACCGAGAAGGCUGAGGAUGUUACUGAGCCCGCAGUCGUCGAGCCCACCGCCCAAGCUACUGAGGUUGCUGAGGCCCCAGCUGUGGAGGAGAAGAUUGCCUCCGAGCCUGUGAAGGUCGAGGAGCCCGUUGAAGCUGCUUCUCCCGAGGAGAAGGUCCCCGAGGCAGCUCCAGUGGAGGAAUCUACUACCAAAGAGCUCGAGCCCGAAACAACCGUUGCGAAGGAAGUUGCAACUGAGCAGCCUGCCGUCGUUGCUGAAGAGGCUGCCACUCAGGAGCCAGUGACCACUGAACCCGAAGUGCCCGCUGUUGAUGAGCCUGUCGUCGAAAAGCCCGCACAGGAGGAUGUCAAGGUCGAGUCCGCCGAAGCCGAAGUUGUGGCUGAGACAUCCGACGUGAAGGAGCAGAUCCAGCCCUCUACCGCUGACAUUGAAGCCUCGGCACCAUCCGAGCCCGAAGCUAAGCCGGAAGAGGCCGCUGCUCCUGUUUCUGAGGAAGCUUCCAAGGAUACUGGCAUCAGCACUGAAAUAAUCGGUGCUGGCGCUGCCGCUGCCGCCCUUGCUGGUGCUGGCGUGGCCGCUCUUGCUCACAAGGCGUCUGAGAGUGCUCUAGAGACCUCGAAAGAUCAGAAGGAUCUACAAGCGACCGAUGCAGACAAGGGACCCGUUACUAAGGCUGAGACCCAGCCCCAGAUUUCGGCCCCAGAUGCACAACACACCGACGGUAAGCCAACACCGUUCUAUCAUUCAUCCCAACCGUCUGCCAUAUCGUUCGAAACUGAUCCCAUCCUUGCAGCUCUCGCUGGCGACCGCGACGCCCUCCUCAGCAAGCUCAACCAGCCUUCCGCAGAGCAAUUGUCCACGCCCACCCAGAAGCCGUCUGCCGCAACAGUCGAGAAUGUUACCGAGUCCGAGCCUGCCACCGAGGCCAACAAGGGAACCGCCGAACCCGCUGCCAAGCUUGCUGACGAUGAUACUCUUGCUCCCAAGAACAACGAUGAAGAUGCUCGUCCAGCGAGCAGCCAGAACCGGUCAGUGACUGCUGUUUCUCUCAAUGGUGCACCUGACAGCUGGCUCAAAGCGAUCCUGCGCACUGUCUUUGUGAACUUCUUUGGGGCUAUCUUUUCACCUUUCCGCCGUGGAAAAUCCUCAAAUUAG